Molecule: messenger RNA, 633 nt
Organism: Arctia plantaginis
Lineage: Eukaryota; Metazoa; Arthropoda; Insecta; Lepidoptera; Erebidae
Source: the annotation of a GenBank genome assembly
AUGCCCCAAUGGGCAAGUGGGGAGGGUGGAGGUUCUGAAGCUGAGUCGCCAGACCAGAUGAUGUUGUAUUAUGAAGACGAAACCUCCGAGUAUUAUGAAAGCAAACCUGAUAUUGCCGACAAAAUAGAGCAAGCAGGAGAUUUCUAUGACAGCGGCAGCGGCAGUGAUGAACAAGUGACUCGUCGAGUUUGCCGGCCGCGACGUGCAGCGGCGGGAUCGUCCUCGUCAGCCGCCAGCAGUAGUGGACCCACCGGCCCGGGGCGUCGACGACGCUGUGGUAUCUCUGCGCGUGAACGAAAUCUCCGUAGGUUGGAGAGUAAUGAACGUGAAAGAAUGCGAAUGCAUUCAUUGAAUAGAGCUUUUGAGGACCUCCGGCGGGUAAUACCACAUGUUAAAAAGGACAACAGAAGUUUGUCGAAAAUAGAAACACUUACUUUAGCCAAAAAUUACGUGAAGGCACUAACCAAUGCGAUAUGCACAAUGAGAGGAGAAGUUUCUCGAUACCAAUUCAACAGCGACGAUGAGAACGUCGAGCCUGUUUUUGUUUUAAAUAGAGAACAGGAGCAGAAUAAUAAUGUGCCAAGUGAUCAGGAUCGAGAAGAUUCAAGUCCGGGGUCUCGCGUAUGUCUUUGA